AUGUCGUUCGAUGAUCCUGUUUUUGGUCCUAUCAUGUCCAGGGUUGAAUUCGAGGAGGAAGACUUAGUGGAGGAAGAUCCUGAACACGUGGUUGUUCAUCGUCCUACCUACCCAACCUUGGCUGAUGUAGAUGAAGGCCUUACUGAGGACAUUGAGGAGAGGGGUUUAGCUUCGACCAUUGAUUACAACGCAGUCCAGACCUAUCCACAGAGACCAACCUUUGAGGCUAAACCGUUACCACUUCGAUAUGAAACUCAAUGUGUGGCAUUCGAUCCCUGCAAGUCUGAUCCCAACCAUCCCUCCAGCAUGCCGAUAUAUCAGACGGCUACUUUUGUCCAGCCUAGUAUUGAGAGAUUCGGCCCUUAUGAUUACACUAGGUCAGGCAAUCCCACUCGGACUGCUGUAGAACAACUCCUCGCUGGUCUCGAAGGAGCACAUGCUGCAUUCUCCUUCAACACGGGCAUGGCAGCCCUCGCGGCAAUAACACGACUCUGCGAUGCAGGGGAUGAAAUCAUCUGUGGCGACGAUAUCUAUGGCGGCAUGCAUCGCCUACUGAGCCGAAUCGUCAAACGAUAUGGGAUAAAAGUUCACUUCGUCAACCUGAGUGAUGCCGACGCAGUAGCAGAGGUGCUCAAUGACCACACCCGAAUUGUCCAUUGUGAGAGCCCCUCGAACCCGUUGAUGAGGAUUACUGAUCUACGAAGACUCUCCGCCCAGCUGAAGGCAUUCUCGUCUCGUAUCGUCCUCUCAGUCGACAGUACUAUGAUGAGUCCGUACUGGAUGCAGCCCCUCCGUCUGGGGGCCGAUAUUGUAGUUCAUAGCGCCACGAAAUUCCUCCUCGGCCACAGCGACACCAUGGCGGGUUUCGUCUGCACGUCAACUCCCGAGCUCAGCUCUGCCAUUGCUUUCGUCCAGAACGCGGAAGGGACGGCAUGCUCACCGUUUGACUGUUGGCUCAUCUUAAGAGGGUUGAAAACACUCUGUAUUAGACAGGAUCGCGCGGAAGAAAAUGCACAAAAAGUUGUGGCCUUCCUGGCCAACCAUCCCAUCGUUAGAGAAGUAUACUAUGCUUCGUAUUGUCCCCCUGAUGCCUCGGGGAAACGUCUCGAAGCUCAACGCAUACAUCUCGGUCAAGCUCGUUCGGGUGGUGCGGUUCUUAGUUUUACAACAGGAAGUGUUCGCCUCUCACGGAAGAUAUGUGAUGCUGUGCACCUCUUCAAGAUCACCGUGUCCUUCGGCUCGUGUAACUCUCUCAUUGAGAUGCCCUGUGUACUUUCUCACGCCUCCAUCCCAGCGGAGAUGCGUACGUUACCUGAGGACCUCCUAAGGCUAAGCAUCGGUAUAGAGCACUAUGAAGAUUUGAUCGCUGAUCUCGAACAAGCAUUUCAUGCAGCCCUUCCCGGGAAGGAUGUAUCUCGAAAGAAAUCUUCCUGAGCGAACGACGGUGUUGAGCA
Messenger RNA from Perkinsus marinus ATCC 50983, 1454 nucleotides. RefSeq lists its product as hypothetical. Gene Ontology annotation, biological process: transsulfuration. Gene Ontology annotation, molecular function: pyridoxal phosphate binding; carbon-sulfur lyase activity. Lineage: Eukaryota; Perkinsozoa; Perkinsida; Perkinsidae. The coding region runs from base 1 to 1434 and encodes 477 amino acids. The record is from RefSeq and is a predicted model, not a curated record. The transcript is spliced from 7 exons. Gene Ontology annotation, cellular component: cytoplasm.